Molecule: messenger RNA, 5389 nt
Organism: Clunio marinus
Lineage: Eukaryota; Metazoa; Arthropoda; Insecta; Diptera; Chironomidae
Source: the annotation of a GenBank genome assembly
GAGUUGAACCGUGACUAACCCCCGGUUCAAAAAAUAUUCUCGAUUUGAGCAACUUGCCAACAAAUAUUUCUUUAAAUUAAUUAAAACUCAAAUUUCUUCAUUUAUUGAAUGAAACUUUUACUUGUUGAGAGUCAUUAUUAAAAAUUGAGUUGCGUGAGGUCACCAAGCGAUGAAAGUAUUACUCUCAUGACCAUCAGGUGCUUAAAACUUUUGUUGAUUAUUUAAAGGCUGUUUUAUUGUGAAAAUAUAAAAAUGAAAAUAACAAACUUGAGAACUGGAAGAAUAUUACGAAUUGCUUUGGUGUUAUGCUUAUCGUUGCCAAUUAUUUAUCUCCUGUUGAACUAUUCCGACUCGCAUAAGAAGAUUAAUGAUGUUUAUCACAAGAAAUUCGCUGCAAAACAAAAACGUCAAGUUCCGGUUUUAGUCGAAGGUCUUGGCAACUUUGAGCCGAAAGAGGAUGAUAACAAUGAUGGGCCUGGAGAAGGUGGAGAAGCUUACGACUUGCCACAAGAACAACAAAAUGCUGGAGCUGAUUCAGAAAUGGAGUAUGGGAUGAAUAUGGUGGUGUCAGACAUCAUUUCUCUUGAUCGUUCUGUGAAAGAUACAAGAUUAAAGGAAUGUAAACAUUGGAAUUAUCCAGAAGAUCUUCCAAGUGCAAGUGUCAUCAUUGUUUUUCACAAUGAAGGCUUGUCGGUGCUGAUGCGAACAGUUCAUUCAGUGAUUAACCGAACACCACCACAAUUUCUUCAUGAAGUUGUUUUAGUUGAUGAUUACUCAGAUAAGGAAGAUUUAAAAGAUCAAUUGGAUAAUUAUAUCAAAAAAUUCCAUGGAAAAGUUAGAAUAAUUAGAAAUGUUGAGCGAGAAGGUUUAAUUCGAACUCGUUCAAGAGGCGCACAGGAAGCAACGGGUGAAGUCAUCGUGUAUCUCGAUGCACAUUGUGAAGUUAAUAAAAAUUGGCUACCUCCGUUACUAGCUCCAAUUUAUCGCGAUCACACUGUUAUGACUGUUCCAAUUAUCGAUGGAAUUGAUCAUAAAACAUUCGAAUAUCGGCCAGUUUAUGCCGACGGCCAUCAUUACCGAGGCAUCUUUGAAUGGGGAAUGCUUUACAAAGAAAACGAAGUUCCAAAACGAGAACAAAAACGACGUCAACACAACAGUGAACCUUAUCAAAGUCCAACACAUGCUGGUGGAUUAUUUGCUAUAAAUCGAGAAUAUUUCUUGACACUUGGAGCAUACGAUCCGGGAUUGUUAGUUUGGGGAGGUGAAAAUUUCGAACUUUCAUUUAAGAUUUGGCAAUGUGGAGGCAAAAUUGAAUGGGUGCCAUGCAGUCGAGUUGGUCAUGUUUAUCGAGGUUUUAUGCCUUACAAUUUCGGAAAACUUGCUGAGAAGAAGAAAGGGCCGUUGAUUACAAUUAAUUAUAAACGUGUCAUUGAAGUUUGGUUUGAUGAUCAACAUAAAGAAUAUUUUUAUACACGCGAACCAAUGGCCAGAUAUUUAGACAUGGGCGAUAUAAGCUCACAACUUGCACUUAAAGAUCAACUAAAAUGUAAAAGUUUUCAAUGGUACAUGGAAAAUGUCGCUUAUGAUGUUUAUGAUAAAUUUCCACAACUUCCGCCAAACAUUCAUUGGGGUGAGUUGAAGAAUUCUGCGACAUCGAAGUGUCUCGAUGCGAUGGGGCGGCAACCUCCAAGUUUAAUUGGAAUUCAACAUUGUCAUGGGUAUGGUAAUAACCAACUUAUUCGAUUGAAUGCAGCUGGUCAGAUAGGAAUUGGUGAAAGAUGUGUUGAAGCCGAUUCCCAAGGAAUUAAACUCGCAUUCUGUCGACUUGGAACAGUUGACGGUCCUUGGAAAUAUGAAGAAGAUUCAUCAACAAUUGUACAUCGAACUCAUAAGAAAUGUAUUGCUGUUCAUCCGCUUUCAUCUGCAUUGUCAUUGAUGCAUUGCGAUCCGAACAAUGCCUUCCAACAAUGGAAGUUCAACACAUUGAAGCCUCAGUAUUUGAGACACUUUAAACUGAUUUGUGCGCAACAAGUGGGGGAAGACAUUAAAUUUUUAAUUGCUUUCGUAGUAGCUUUGCUGGAGAUGCUUGCUGCGAACAAUAAUAGCACCAACAAUGAUCCCGAAAGCAAUGAAACGAUUCCAAUAAAUCCGAAUCGACAAAACCCGUCAGUGCUUCGGAAUUUUUCUAAUUUCUUCCGGAGUAGAGGAGGAUUAGAUCAAUCAGAUGCUGAAAGAUAUGUUGAAUUCGGCGGACUUGAUAGUGAGCUUCCAUCAUCAUCACAAGAACAAAGAUCGCUUGGAACAUUUGCUGGAUGUUUUGCGCCGGUUUCGCUUUCAAUGUUCUCAGCUCUUGUUUUUAUUCGUGUUGGAUUUUUAGUUGGAAAUGCUGGGCUUUAUGUGACUCUCCUUCAAUUUGUGAUCGCUUAUCUCAUCCUUUUGUUCACUGUUUGUUCUGUUUGUGCGAUUUCAACGAAUGGAGCUAUCGAAGGCGGUGUCAUGAUAAGUCGAACACUUGGACCAGAAUUCGGUGGUGCGAUUGGUUCACUCUUCUUCCUAGCAAAUGUCGUCGGCUGUGGUCUUGCAAUAACUGGUUGUGUUGAAGGUUUACUCCAGAACUUUGGACCUGGUGGAUAUCUUUUAUCAGAAGGAUCUCAAGGCUUUCUCGAAGAUGGCCGUUGGUAUCGCUUCGCUUACUGCACACUCAUCAACACUUUUUGUCUUCUUGUUGUUCUCAUUGGCGCCACAAUGUUUGCUAAAACAUCAGCAUCGAUUCUUGGAAUUGUCGUUAUUUGUCUGAUAUCAACUUACAUAAGUUUCAUUGUUCAAGGACCGAAAGAAGUUCAAAUUCCGCCUGAAAAUUUGCUGUUGAAUCGAACGGAAUUUCCUAUUCUUAAUUACACUGGAAUAUCAAAGGAAACAUUUUUAGAAAACCUUCAUCCAAAUUAUGGUCAAGAUUACACUUCAGAUGGUUCUUUUGUCAACUUUUCGAUUGUCUUCGGUGUUUUGUUUUCGGGUGUGACAGGAAUUAUGGCAGGUGCUAACAUGAGUGGUGAAUUAAAGAAUCCAUCGAGAAGUAUUCCAAGUGGAACUCUCUCAGCUGUUCUCUUCACAUUCAUUUGUUACAUUGGAUUGUGUGUGUUGAUGGCAGCGACAACGCCUUCGAUACUUCUCCGUAACAAUUUCCUGUUCUUAAUGCCAAUAAACAUCAUUCCAGCAUUUGUUGCUGUUGGCAUUUUAACUGCAACUUUCUCAACGGCUUUAAGCAAUUUAAUUGGAUCAAGUCGUGUGUUGGAAGCUUUGUCAAAGGAUCAAGUCUAUGGAUCGUUCUUCAACUUUAUAAUUCGUGGAACUUGGAAUAACAAUCCAAUUGCUGCUGUCAUCGCAAGUUGGGUGCUUGUUGAGUUGAUUCUUCUCAUCGGUUCACUCAACACAAUUGCACAAAUCAACUCAGUUUUGUUUAUGUUGAGUUACAUGGCAACGAAUCUCGCAUGUCUUGGAAUCGAAAUCACUGGCGCUAUAAAUUUCCGACCAACAUUUAAAUACUUUACAUGGCACACAGCCUUCUUGGGACUUUUUGGAACUCUCAUCAUGAUGUUUGUUAUCAACGCAAUUUAUGCUUCAUUGAGCAUCAUUCUCUGCUUGAUUCUCGUCAUUGCACUUCACUUAUUUUCGCCAGCUUCACAAGGGGCACAAUGGGGGUCGAUAUCGCAAGCUCUCAUGUUCCAUCAAGUGAGAAAAUAUUUGCUUAUGUUAGAUUCGAGAAAAGAUCAUGUCAAGUUUUGGCGUCCCCAAAUGCUUCUUCUUGUCGCAUCGCCGCGAUCAUGUUGUCCAUUAAUUCAUUUUGUGAAUGACAUGAAGAAAGGUGGACUUUAUGUCGUCGGCCAUGUGAAGGUUGGUGAAUUCAAAGACAAUGAGAUUGAUCCAACGGUUGAAGAAUACACCCAAUGGUUGUCAUUGAUCGAUCAUAUGAAAGUGAAAGCUUUCGUUGAACUGACAUUAGCGAAGAGUGUUCGUGAAGGCAUUCAACAUUUGAUAAGAAUUUCUGGCAUGGGUGCGAUGAAACCGAACACAAUCAUUCUUGGAUAUUACGAUGAAGAAGCUUGUUACGAUUUCUUUGACGAUGAAAACUCACCAUAUCGAACGAACAAAUUCAACAGCAGCAACACUGGAAUUCUCUUUCCUUAUCGAAAGAAAAACGAAUAUAAAUCAUUAAGUCCCGAUGAGUAUGUCAACAUUGUCAGCGAUAUUCUUAGAAUGAGGAAGAAUAUUUGUCUUUGUCGUCAUUUCCAUCGAUUGAAUAAAACGACAAUAGCAAAAUCGAAUCAUAUCAAGUUCAUUGACCUUUGGCCUAUAAAUGUCUUUGACGCAAGCAAUAACGAUCCUUUCGACACUGCUUCUCAAUUUAUGAUGCAACUGGCGUGCAUCAUCAACAUGUUGCCUGUUUGGAAGAAUCUUCAACUUCGAGUCUUCCUUUGUGAGAUUGGCGAGAAUGAGCAGCAGCCGUUUGAAAGGCCAGCAGAAUAUCGUUUGAAUCAAUUAUUGAAGCAAUUAAGAAUAGCGGCAACAAUCCAUCAAAUACCUGAAUGGAAAAACAGCACUGACACUUCGAGAAAUCGUAAUUUGUUGAAGAACUUGACGAGAAAUUCUGAGAAUGAAAAUAUUACCAUGACCGAAGAGAAUCUUAAUCGAAUGAAGCUUUACAUGCAAAGAAUCAAUCAACUAAUUCGUGACAAUUCCAACUCAACCGCUGUGACAUUUAUGUAUCUUCCACCACCUCCAAAUAAUUCUUCUAACUUUAAAGCUAAAUGUGCUAAUUAUUUGGAUCUUCUGAGCGAAUUGACAUAUGAUCUUCCUCCAACAAUUUUGGUGCAUGGCUUAAACACAGUUACAAGCACGAGUCUGUAAUUUCUUAUUUCUUUCCAUUCAAUUUCAUGAUUUUAGCUGUUGAUGAAUAAUUAAAAUUAAAUAAUUUAAACAAGUUAAGAAAAAUCUGAUAUAAUCAUAGAAGAAAGUAUUGAUUUCAUCUCUCAUUAAUACAAUUAAUUAAAUAUUAUUUAGCAUCAAAUUUAAUUAUAUUUUAAUAAUAUUAUCAUUUAAUGAAAAUUAAUAGAUAGAAGAGCAUAGCGGACAGAAUUUUAAUUAAAGAAAUGUUUGUGACAAAUGUUUGUAUCCGUUUUUGGUCUAUUUAAGAACAUUCCUGUGCAUCUUUUUUCAUAAACUUUUAUUUAGAUAUUUAUGUUAGCACCACCUAGCACAAGGGAUGAAAUUUAUGUUUUCUAACGUAAAGUUUUGCGUUGUAAAUCGAAUUAAAUGAACAUCCCUGCUAGCACUUGAUGAUCAUUUACUGGCAACUAAAAAGAAAGUGAAUAAUAAAUAUAUUUAUGUGUAA